AUGCGUGAUCUUUCUGGCCAUUGCUCUUGCGGACAAGACCUACAAGCAGAGAAGCCAUUACAUUCGCUUCCAGCAUACACGUACGACUCAUUGCAGUUUGAGAGGUCGACAAGGUUGUUCCGCCUGCAUUCUGUGCAGGAUCCUCGCUCGCCAAUAGCUGGCUCUCUCAGAGAAGUCGCCCUCCCAACUUCAAGCAGUCAUGACAGUCUCGAGCCCCAGCCCCUUCCAGAAAGGGGCCUGCAGUAUAUUGCCCUUUCUUACACCUGGGCGAGUGAGGCGCGUCCACAUAUUGUACAAUGCGACGGACGCAGGCUUUACAUCACCUGCAGUCUGAACUCAGCACUGCGUCGUUUGCGAAAUCUUUUGGGCGAAGACUAUCCUCUGUUCGCUGAUUGUAUCUGCAUCAACCAAUCGACCGACACCAGAGGUCGCCAAGAGCGUGAGAGGCAGGUCAAACUCAUGCAUCAGAUCUUCGCAGGGGCGACUAGAGUCAUAGCUGACUUGGGCAAGGAAGCUGAUGACUCUGCACGUAUCCUGGGCUUAUUUGAACAGCUACUUGAUGUUCGCAACGCCACCGACACUACAGCUGAGGAGCUGGCGCUAGCCCAGAAACGUGGUCUGCCUCUGUUCAAGAAUAAGACUCUCAAGGCCUUGGUGAAGUUUUGCAAAAGAAGGUGGUUCACGCGACUUUGGGUUGUGCAGGAGGUUGCUUUAGCUUCGGACUUCCGAUUCCUGGUUGGUGAAACUCUGGUCUCGUUUGAGGUCGUUUAUCUGGGCAUCCUGACGGCGCAGCGACUGUUGAGCGCUGUGGAAACCUCCAGUCCGUCUCCCUCUGUCGGCCGGAUUGCACAGUAUCGCGCCUGGCGGACGCUACCCCACCUCCAUGGUCCUGCGCAGCGGAUUUUCGAAAUCCACUCACUCAAACCUCUUCGCAGCUUCGAUACUAACUCGCCAGCUCAGCUUCUGGAGAUGACGAGACGGUUCCAAGUUACCUGUCAGCAGGAUAAGAUCUACGCCAUACUGGGUAUGAUGAGACAAAGCUCGGCAGACAAGUUCGCGGUCGACUACUCUGAAGACAUACGUGCGCUCUCGCGACGACUCAGUGCAUUCGUGAUCGAGGAAGGCGGUCUCGAUAUUGCGCUGAGCCUUCUCGCGUCCUACCAAAGCUCCAUGCCAGGUUCAUGGAUGUAUGAUUUUGGGAAGCCAGUCCUUUCCGACACUCGCAUACGCUGGGCGCCGUCUGACGACCGGGGACGAAUUCGGUGCGCCUUCAAUGCUUGUGGCGACACGGAACCCACAUUCAGGUGGGAUCCCAGCGAUGACAACGUGCUCUUCACGAGGGGCUGGGCCAUGGGAACCAUCACUUGCCUCUCCAAACCUCUGCCCGGACCCGAGUCCCUCUUGUGGACCACGGCCUACAGAAUGGUGAAGUGGGAAAGCGCAUUUCAGAAACUGGCCUGUGCUCACUUCAACGAACGGGCCAUUGGCGACGUACAGCGUCAGUACUUGGAAGCCAUCGUCGCCGGCGGACGUUUGGGUCGACGUCUUGCUGCAAUCAGUGCCGAGCACGAUGACAUUCGCGGCAGGCUAGAUGAGUGCAUUCAAGCAGCGCUGUCUAUGAAGCCCGCAAACUUGAUGAAAAGGCUCAUAACAUCACCCCGUAAUCUUCUUCGUGACAUUGCAGCGCUGAAAAGAGACGCGGAAUUGUACCUGCGAAAUGUGGUCUUCUGGUCCUCGGAACGAAGAGCCUGCAUCACCGACCAUGGCCAUGUUGGUCUGGCCCCGAUGGAUGCCGUGGUUGGCGAUCGGUUUGCGAUCUUUGCAGGAUGCUCGGAGCCCUUUGUGAUCAGGCGGACAGGUGAGCACCACCACAGAUUGGUUGGGUCGGCAUACCUACAUGGUUGGAUGGACGGUGAAGCGCCCGGGUCGAAACAAUGGCAGGAAGAAGAGUUCGGGCUGCGGUGA
Messenger RNA from Cladophialophora psammophila CBS 110553, 1965 nucleotides. RefSeq lists its product as uncharacterized. The transcript has a single exon. Lineage: Eukaryota; Fungi; Ascomycota; Eurotiomycetes; Chaetothyriales; Herpotrichiellaceae. Bases 1 to 1965 code for a protein of 654 amino acids. The record is from RefSeq and is a predicted model, not a curated record.